Lactuca saligna is the source of this 762-nucleotide messenger RNA. Lineage: Eukaryota; Viridiplantae; Streptophyta; Magnoliopsida; Asterales; Asteraceae. The record is from the annotation of a GenBank genome assembly.
AUGCCCUUGGCGAGGCCAAACUUCUCGUGUGGGCAUUCCACCUUGAGGGAAUGCUCGAGUGCUAGAGCUCUUGCUGAAGCAUCUAGGUUGGGCCUAGCUGGGCUAGCUAGAAGGUCCUCUAACCUGGAGAUCCCACUCCUUGCCCGCGCUAGGAGGCGCGUCAUCAAUAGCAAUUGCAGGAAAUUUGUUGAUUAUUCCGAUAAAUCAAACACUAUACUUUCUUGUAAAAGGAGAGCAGGGCUUCGAAGGUUGAAGGUUUUGUCAAGUGUACAUGACUCUUUAUCUAAUAGGAGGUGGUUUGAGAACACCGACAAAGAACACAUUGACGAUUUUACUUGGCAGUCGUCACUAAUUGGGUGGAUGAGAGAGAUGGAGGAUGUUGUGAGUAUAGAAAAAACUUUUUUUUAUGAGAACUCAAGGAAUAUCAAUUUUUAUGGCGUUUAUGAUGGUCAUGGUGGUUCGGAUGUUGCUUACGCUUUUCGUGAGCGGUUACACAAUUUGUUGGCGGCGGAGGUGGAUAUAGAAAAUAGAAACACAACAGAGAUGAAUUGGGAAAGUUUGAUGGUGGAGAGUUUCACUAAGAUAGAUGAGGAAUUAAAUGAAAUUGAUCUUGUCCAUUCCUUGGAUUCCAAUAUUUUUGUUGCAGUGGUCGGUGAUAAAGAAAUGGUGGUUGCUAAUUGUAAUGAUUCAAGGGUUGUUCUUUCAAGAGGUGGUGCCACUAUGCCCUUAUCGGUUGACCACAAAAUAGACUCGAUGAGUUAG